AUGUCCCAGUUUCCACGCCGUCCUCCAGUCGUAGACCCUCUGCGGGACACUCCAGACCCAGAAGGUCAUCCCAUCAUCCCCGAACUCGUCUCAUUCACGCCCGCCAUAUUCUGUCCCAUUGGCGAAAACGACAAACUCCAAGAUACCCUGACCCCUGCCUCCUUCACUAAACUCGACCGUCUGCAGGCAGAGCUUGAGGCCCUUAGUACUCACGGCGUGCGCACCCGCGACAAUUUCCUCGCUCUAUGUGUGCGUGAGCGCGAGCGCAUCUUCCAAGAAGGCCGACGCUUCGAAGCCGUUGACAGAAAAGCAAAAAAAGUCGUCCCAGAUGUCGAGCGCGGACUCGCCGCUCAUGAGCUCGGCAUGAUGAUCGACAACAUGGAGGCCCCAGCGCCGAAGCCAGGUUCAAGCAGUUUAGGAAACAGUCCGGUACCUCCAGCCAGUUUCGAUAUAUCCAAGGCGCGGUCGUUACGCGAGCGCCAGGCAUUUCUACACAUGCAAUUUAUAGCGACAUCGGCCAACACGGCUGAACAGCGUGAGCUAGAAUUGGGCUGGCGACAGGCUGAGCUCGAGAAACAGAUCAAACAGGAGCAAUUGAAGGAAGAUCAGGAGCAACACGGAGCCCACUAG
This is a messenger RNA of Fusarium sp. VM40, 630 nucleotides long. Lineage: Eukaryota; Fungi; Ascomycota; Sordariomycetes; Hypocreales; Nectriaceae. The record is from the annotation of a GenBank genome assembly.